Paramormyrops kingsleyae is the source of this 3901-nucleotide messenger RNA. RefSeq names its product protein phosphatase, Mg2+/Mn2+ dependent, 1Lb (gene ppm1lb). NCBI's taxonomy places the organism in Eukaryota, Metazoa, Chordata, Actinopteri, Osteoglossiformes, Mormyridae. Gene Ontology annotation, molecular function: cation binding; protein serine/threonine phosphatase activity. Gene Ontology annotation, biological process: protein dephosphorylation. The record is from RefSeq and is a predicted model, not a curated record.
GGGCCGCCCAGCGCCGCCAGUGGUGCGGCCCGCUGAAUGAGGAGGAGCGGCGGUGGGGGGAGCUGCUCCACUGCGGCUCAGCCGGGGCAUUCAUUCGCUGUCAGGUGAUAGAGAGGCGGCGGCAGGGACGGGGCUCUUUCCAAACCCAGUCAGACUGACCAUCUCUGCUCAUCCGCUCGCUGCAUCUGCCGGGGUCGCAUCUCGCCCGUCGCCGUGACAUGGGAGACGGACACGCACGGCCAGCGUUCAGGGCGCUCUGCGGUCAGGCCACGGAGCGGUUGCGCUCUCGCUAAACGCCAGCGGCGGCUCUGCGGCGUCCCGCUACUUAGACGGAUCCCCGUGCGUCUUCACUGCGGCGGCUGCGCUCCGUCUCCGGGAGAAGCGGUUCGCGUCUGGCGGCCGCCUAGCAGGAGAAACGGUUUUAUUCGGGCGGAUGAUGGACUGAGCCGCACUAGGUGCCGUAAGAAAAAGCUGCGAUUUCUUGCGUGUAUAAAUGAUAGAAGAUACAAUGACACUGUUGUCUCUUUUGGGUCGGAUCAUGCGUUACUUCUUACUCAGACCAGAGACCUUGUUCCUGCUAUGCAUAAGCCUGGCUUUGUGGAGCUAUUUUUUCCACACCGACGAGGUGAAGACCAUCGUCAAGUCCAGCCGGGACGCGGUGAAGAUGGUCAAGGGGAAAGUUGCGGAGAUCAUGCAGAAUGACAAGCUGGGCGGCCUCGACGUGCUGGACGCCGAGUUCUCCAAGACGUGGGAGUACAAAAGCCACAACGUAGCGGUCUAUUCCAUCCAGGGCCGGCGAGACCACAUGGAGGACCGCUUUGAAGUGCUCACCGACAUCGUCAACAAGAGCCACCCGUCCAUAUUUGGGAUUUUCGACGGUCACGGCGGUGAAGCCGCCGCAGAGUACGUGAAGACCCACCUGCCGGAGCUCCUGAAGCAGCACCUGCAGGCCUACGAGAAGGAGAAGGAGAACAGUGUGCUGUCCUACCCCAGCAUCCUGGAGCAGCACAUCCUGGCCAUCGACAAGGAGAUGCUGGAGAAGCUCUCGGCCUCCUACGACGAAGCGGGAACCACCUGCCUGAUUGCCCUGCUGUCCGACAAGGAGCUGACGGUGGCCAACGUCGGUGACUCCCGGGGUGUCCUGUGUGACAAGGACGGCAACGCCAUCGCUCUGUCCCAUGAUCACAAGCCGUACCAGCUGAAGGAACGCAAACGGAUUAAGCGUGCAGGGGGCUUCAUCAGUUUUAAUGGGUCAUGGCGGGUCCAGGGCAUCCUGGCGAUGUCACGCUCGCUGGGUGACUAUCCCCUGAAGAACCUGAACGUGGUCAUCCCAGACCCCGACAUCCUGGCCUUCGACCUGGACAAGCUGCAGCCUGAGUUCAUGAUCCUGGCGUCCGAUGGCCUGUGGGACGCCUUCAGCAACGAGGAGGCCGUGCGAUUCAUCAAGGAGCGCCUGGAUGAGCCGCACUUCGGCGCCAAGAGCAUUGUCCUGCAGUCCUUCUACAGGGGUUGCCCCGACAACAUAACCGUCAUGGUCGUCAAGUUCAAGAACAGCGGCAAGGCUGGGGAACAGUGAACGUGUGUGCGUGUGCGUGUGCGCGCGUGUGCUUGUAAGUGUGUGACCAGUGGCUGAAUGGAGGUAUAAAUAUAUAUCAUUUUAAAAAGGCAAGCCUGCAUUUUUUGAGGAACUGUUUCUACCUAAAAUAUUUACUGUACCUGUCCCGUCCUCUGCAACAUGGAACCCACACACGUUUUUUGGUUCAAAAAUGGUUAGGAAUGUCCCCAAUGAAUGAUGACCCUCAUAAUGCCGGUGCAUGUACCCUGUGGGUUGCUGAAUAACAAUAAUAAUAAUAAUAAUAAUAAUAAUAGUUAAAAAAAAAAAAAAAACCUUGCUUCACAUCAUUGUUCUGAUUCCAGAAGCUUUGGACAAUAAAAAUUUGCAUAUCAGACACAAUAACCUAAAAUAUGUCUCACCGCAAAUAUUGAUAAUUCAGGUUUUGAUCAAAAUCUUAUUGAAAUGUUAUUUUCCCGAGGUGUUAAUCGCAGACUGUCAUUAGCCCACGUAAAUGUCAUAUUUUUUGGUAAUAAGUCUGCAUCACUCUUUACGAAAGUCAAUAAUCUUGGAGAUGAUUCCCCUUUCCCAUAUUUCCGGAUGCCAGUGUUAGACCCUCAUCCAUGAUCCAGUGUAUGACCCACUGACCUGCCUGGUACUGGGAAAAUUAGCCGUUAGCCUUUGGCCGCCUCCAGAAUGUAGACAGAGCUCAUUAACUGUGUCGCCCGGCGUAUCUUUCGGCGAUGAUGCACUGCCUAACAAGUGGUGGACACUGGAGCCCGUCUACUCGUCUUGUUCUCUGCUGGACUCUCUGUGAAGACCUGUUCAGUGUACUUGUUUCCUCCUAGUAGUCUAACAUAUUAAUGCUAACCCAACCAUAGUGUUAGCAUCAGAUGCUAAUGUUACUGAUACAUACAGGAGCACGUUUCCUAGCUAGCUGACCUACCUGCCCUGGGAUUUGUUUGAACCUGCACCGUUAUGCCGAUCUGCUAAUAUUUUCCAAAACUCCCCCCCCUCUACUUUUUUCCCCGUUACUCUGCACAUCCCCGCUUUUGGCAGAAGAGGGUGCUGUUCUGGAUGUUGCAGCCUUCAUCAGUGGACAUUGGACCACCCUCUGUUGGCUCUUCAUCAGAUGCUGUCAGAUUCUCUGUAAAGUCCACUUAUCCUCAUUGGACACUUGUUAUGCUGACCAUUCAAUGGAGACAAACAUUUCAAAGUUGGACAUAUAUGACAUAAGGCAUCUUCAUUUAUGCACCUGCGUUCGUUCAGUUUUUGUCUUCACCAUUUCAAUUGGUUUUCACCUAAAUUUAUUUAUUCUGGUCCAUAUAGUAAACUAAUUAAUAUAUCUCUGUUUGUCUGCUCCUAAUUUGGUACUCUGAAAGUGUUUUGCGUAUUUGAAAAUUAGAUCUUAAUCUGUUCAUCACUAAAAUUUGUAUUUGCCUAUGUCAUUGAUCAGUUUGUGACUGUGGUGACCAACACUGGUCAAACUGACUGUAAUCUAUGCAGCUGUGAUUGAUUCGGAACCAGAUCUGACCUUUGGACAAGCGGAUUGGCUGAACGUGACAUGGAGUUGCUUGCACUCGCCUCCUAGCGUGUUGCACUCUGUUGUUUUAGCAUGUAUGCAACUGCACCCAAAAGUCAUUGGUUUUGGGCCUUGUAGUAUCUAGUAGGGACUUACAUGGCUGUGUGCCAGACUGUGCGACAUUUUGAUAUGGAGCUGCCCAUCAUCGAGAUGAAUACAGAACUCAGUGCAACCCCCCCCCCCCAAAUGCUAGUCAAACCAGUUCCUCUAGUGUGUGAACUAAUUUUCUUUGCACGCAUAAGAAUUGUACAUUUGAAUGAAAAAUUGGAAGCCUUCAAAUAAGAAUACGUACUUGCUGCCUUACUUUUGAAAAUAUUUACGAUUAUUCUCUCAUAUUUUGUUUGCCAAGAGUUAAUCAUGGUUUCUAGUGCAGCGUAUAAUGGAGAAUGCCAUGUGCAUCGCCCGUAGAUAUAGUCACAUUUUACUGUCAUUUCCACAUUGGUCUCUAAGAGACGGGAAAUUGCAGGAAGUGAAUGUACAUAUUAGAGGCUAUCCUAACCCUCCCCCCCCCCCCCCCCCAACAGCCAUUAAAUGUAAAAUAAAGCAUUAAGCGUCCUGUUUGGCAGAGUAAUGAUUUACUAGAAUUAGUAUGUUUUCUGUGCUUUUUUUGGUUGUAUAUUCUACCAGAACAAUGUAUGCGUUACCAAAUGUUUGUGGAAAUUUGUAUUUGAUUUUGUCGAAACUCUAAACCUGUAUAAAAGUAGUCUGGUGGAUUUUAAGAUCAACAAUUAACAAGUCCAAGAAAUAAAAUAUGACACUAUAAACAA